This is a messenger RNA of Coccinella septempunctata (seven-spotted ladybird), 2386 nucleotides long. RefSeq lists its product as uncharacterized. Bases 183 to 2147 code for a protein of 654 amino acids. The record is from RefSeq and is a predicted model, not a curated record. NCBI's taxonomy places the organism in Eukaryota, Metazoa, Arthropoda, Insecta, Coleoptera, Coccinellidae. The transcript has 6 exons.
CGGAUGUUCGAACGUAAUAUUUGCUCAGUAGGUUCGUCAUGAUUCGAAAAAGAACCCACAAGUUUGCCUUUACAAUGUUCAAACAACAAUAUCCUGAGAAGGUGUAGCGAGCCUACAGCAUAUUUAAGACUGCUUCAAGAAGAUCCCAUACACACAUAUCUGAUAGUGUUGCAUUAUUGAACAUGUUUGAAAUUCGUUUUUACAUUUUCGCGAAAAUAUUUCUGAUCGUAUUCCAUGUAAGCAUAGGAUCUAGUGAAACACAAGAAAUUGUCGUCCAGCGUGAAAAUCUCGAGGAAAAGUUGAAAACCAUCGAUUUUGGUGAUGUUUGUGGCGGAACCAUAACAGAGUCCAGAUUUCUACUUAAAUCUCCUGGAUAUCCGCAGUCAUAUCCAUCUAAUUUGAGUUGUCAGUUGAGUCUCAAUGGGAGAAAUUGUUCGGCGUACUACAAAUUCCAAUUUAUUGAUUUCAACAUCGAAAAAUCCCCUGGUUGUGUGAAAGAUAGAUUGGAAAUUGGACUCUUAGACGCUCUGUGUGGAACUAAGAAUGGCACAAAAACAUAUUUGGCCAAGAAUGGAACUUUGGCGUUACAUUUCAAAACGGAUGAAGAAUACUCUGGUGGAGGUUAUGAAAUACUAGUAACAAGAAUCGAAGAGUGUAUCAACGAACAGUCAGAUUCACAUCAGGGACCCAUCACAAGGACUGGACAGAGAAUAAAUAACGACCUGAACCUGAGGCAAUGCUGUCUGAAAAACCUGCAAACAUCCCAACAUUUCACCUUAAAAUCUCCGAAUUUUCCUCAAAGUAUGAGUUAUCCUGAUGACUGUAUUCUGCAGAUCCACAAGGCAUCCUCUGACAUCUGUCGACUACGAAUCAUUUUCAAAUUUUUUUGGUUCGGUAACUCUUUGGACUGCAGCGAAGGUUUCCUACAGAUCGAUGGUAAAAUUAUUUGUGGGUGCAAGAAGGAGUUGAAACUCCUAUCGGUAUUCGAAGAAAAUGUGAAAAUUUUGAGGUUUAGUAGCAGAGGACUGGUGAGAAAUUCUUAUAGUGGCUUUGUAGCUGAGAUUUUCCAAGACGAAUGUCCUAAAAAAGUGAGGAUGGUACAGUUUGAUGUUGAUAAUCAGACAGUCUUGAAUCUACCUAAACCUGCACAGGAUGUAAAAUUUCACACACCCUCAGAAAAUUUGUAUUCUUUUGAGAACUCAGAGGUGGAGAGAGAACCCAAUGAUUUUCUUGCAACUGAGGAUAUCAGUGGAUUUUUAGGCAACAAUGCGAAUAAUUUCGACAGUUGUCUUCAAUGGAAUCAGGCCCAAUUCGACGAAAUCUUUUACGGAAAGAACAUAGAAAUGGAAAACUGUCAGAGUUCUGAGAGUAGAACCAGAGAGGACAAAAAAUGUUUGAAAUUCAUUGAACCGAGAGGAUUCAUCUUCAGUCCUGGCUAUCCUUUCUUUUAUCCUGGAAAUCUGAGAACCUGCUACAGGUUCGAUAAACUUCCAGGAUCUUGUGCAGUUAGAUUCCACUUUUUCGAUUUUAGAAUAGGACGUAGUGAGUCAUGUUUUCAGGAACGAUUGGAAGUGGGGGAAAGAGCUUAUUGUGGCUUCGAUUUGUGGAAUAAAAUAGUCACCCUAGAAUUCCGAAAUAAGGAUUCUGUGCAUCUGGAUUUCAUAACGACAACCCCAAAAUGUGUACAGGGUUUCAAAGCGUUCUACGAAUACUUGCCUUGUGAGGAAAUAUCAACUCCAGCUCCCUUGCCUCCUCCAAUGACUAGAAUCUUUCCUGUGCCUCCACCUGUCACCGAAAAACCGAAACAGCAAUGUGGGGGUGUGGUGAAAAAAGAAAUUUUCAGUUUAACAAACGAAGAGGGAAGUUCAGAAUGUGUUUUCAUCGUGGAAAAAUUCAGUGAGGAAGUUUGUCAGCUAAUCCUGAAUUUCGAAAGAUUUUCAUUGGACUGCUCCUCGGAGAUCUUCAAAGUUAACGGAAAACCGUAUUGUGGCAGCCAGAUUGGCACAGUUGAGGUUGAUGCUGAAGAAUUUCCGGUUGAAAUCACGUAUUCCAACGUUGGUUAUAAAAGGGGAGGCGUCUUCAAAAUCCUUGGUGUUCAAGAUACAAUGAGCUGUUCGAUACCGGAACCUCCAGCUCAGCUGAAUUGAUGAUAUGAUCUUGAUUUUUGGCUGAGAUGAUUUAGAUCUGUUGAAACGUGUACUAUCUUUUUAUGUAUUAUACCUACUCAAUCAAAAAUGAGUUGUUCAAAAUUAAAAUAGAGUCUUUAAUUUUUCUUACCCCAGUCAAAUCACUCUCUUUCACCUACAUGGUUAAAUUACCAAGGGUAAUGCAGAAAACAGAUUUGUUUAUGAAUACAAGAGCAUCUUUUCAUUCUACUACAUUCAAA